UCGGUACUCCGUACUUGGUAGGAAGUAGUGGAAAAAUGUAUAAAUUAUAAAAGAAACAGUUAAAUUAUGAGAAAACAAUGAGUUUUAAGUUAAACACAAAACUUGAAAGUGUGUGCACCAAGCAAAUUAAUUUUCGGAACAGAAUAGAGCACCAAGAUGAAGUAAACAUGGAUGUAAGAGAAGGUCUCCUUGUUCGUGAUUGAAAUUGAAGUAUGGUUUAAACGUAAUCAUAUUUACUCGAAUUGAUUCACUUUGGCCCCAGGAGUAACAUACGUGAUCAUGAUAGGCAAAAGCAUUUCCAAUUCAGACGCUACAAUGAACAACCUGGACGACAGCGAUGUGCCCCCAGCCAGUAGCUUCUGCAGAGAUUUUAUUAGAGGCUACUGUUCACGAGAAAAUUGCAGAUAUAUCCAUGAAAUCCCGCCAAAGUCACGCUUAAAAGAGUUAUUUCGUUUCUGUCAUGAUUUUCAAAAUAAAGGCUGUUUUAGACCGAGUUGUAAGUUCACGCAUAGUACCGUAGAAGAUGAGGAGCUUUUUUAUACCACCGGGAUAUUCCCUCGUGAUCCGAGAAGCCCGCCCGGCAUAUGUCAAGCUUUUCUUCAUGGGGCCUGCUCCUCGCCAGAUUGCAAGUUUAUACAUCCAAGAGAUCUGCCUCCAAAUGACGUGAAUUGCGGGCGCAAUAUUCCUAAUAUAUUUAAUAGACCCCCACCGAAUAUGCGAGAGGACGAGUCGCCUCCGGAAGCCAAACUAAGGAAAUUUGCUAUCGAAGAACCCAGUUUAGAGAAUCAAGGUUAUCCACCGGCCAAUCUAUGCCAAAACUGUGAUGUUCUAGAACAUAAAAUAAAGUUGUUGUAUGAUAACAUUAGUGUGCUUCUAAAUAAGGUUGCAGACUUGACAGAAAAAAAUGGUCAACUAACAUCAAUGAAUGAAUUUUUGCUGCAACAGACAGCUUCAUUGAGAGGAGAACAGUCAUGUGUUAUAACAUCAAGGCACGGGACUUCAGCACCGGUAUCUCUGGCCACCGUGAGUGUCACCCCCGUGGUUAGUCUAGCUGGUGCUAUACCGGCCCUCAUGCCCGCUGCAGCUACUCCAAAUUUAGCACUGGCCCCUGCCGCUUCUAGAGCACAACUGUUGACACCUGCACCCCAAAUUCUCACAGUGAGUACUACUCAGCAACUGGUUGGAAAUUCUGGCGCAUUAAUUGUUACAAGUGCUGGAGCGCAGCAACUCAUGCAAGUCAGCGACUCCGGAACACUGAUGGGUGGGGGGCAAACUGUUGUAGCCGUGACACCAGCUCAGCUGACUCUCGGGCCGACACAGCAGCUAAUGACAAAUGCGUCACAAACUGCAGUUCAACAACUCGUGCAGACUUCAGCAUUACAGCCGCAACUAGCGUCACAGCAUCAAGCGUCACAGUUUGCCCAACAAUCUGUGCAACAUUUAGCAGCAGCCCAGCAGUCAGCUCAGCAUUUGGCACAACAGUCUGCCCAGCAUUUGGCACAGCAGUCAGCCCAGCAUUUGGCACAGCAUUCUGCCCAGCAUCUAGCAGCUCAACAGUCAGCCCAACACCUGGCAGCAGCACAGCAGUCGGCCCAACAGUUGGCGGCGGCGCAGCAGUCCGCUCAGCAGUUGGCCGCACAACAGUCAGCCCAGCAGCAGCUAGUGCCAUCUGGACAGCAAUUGGUCCAUCAGACUUCCACUCAACAGAUUACUAUUUCGAAUACCAGUCAGCCAAUGGCUUUGCCAAAUUCACAGGCACAGCCUCUGACAUUCCCCAUAAUUUCUCAGAGCAUAUUGCCCCAUUGAAAUAUACUGAGGUUCCAUGAUA
Aricia agestis (brown argus) is the source of this 1828-nucleotide messenger RNA. Its product is annotated as zinc finger CCCH domain-containing protein 10-like. NCBI's taxonomy places the organism in Eukaryota, Metazoa, Arthropoda, Insecta, Lepidoptera, Lycaenidae. The transcript has a single exon. Bases 280 to 1806 code for a protein of 508 amino acids. The record is from RefSeq and is a predicted model, not a curated record. Gene Ontology annotation, molecular function: metal ion binding.